AUGGCAGUAUACUCUGAUUGUCAGGCUAAGGGACGUCCAAUGGGUAAUCGGUUUUACCCGACGGAAAGAGAAGUGUUGGAGUAUUUACUAGGGUUUGUGAGAGACGAGCCUCUUCACGCACAGUAUGAAGUCACUGAUCUCUACGCCGACAAGUAGCCAUGGCAGAUAUUCGAAGCAUAUGAUCACGGGAAUAACAACAAUACUCGUUACUUCAUAACUCCACAAAAGAAAGAGAAGCCAACGUGGAAAAGAGUUUCAAGAACUGUUGGGAAGGGCACUUGGAAGCCUCAAAAUAAAGGCCGAGAUGUGUUUGAUUAUAAAGGGAGACUCAUGGGAUACGUGAAAAGUUUGAAGUAUAUCCCCACUAACAAAUCGUCAAACAACGUAAACGGCGAAUGGUUGAUGACUGAGUACUCUUUGUAUGAUCACUACCUGAAUGCUAGGGAGAUUAAGAACAAUGGUUUCGUAAUUUGUAAGAUCAAGAAGAAGGAAAAACCUGGUGACAAGAAAAAUGGAAAUAAUAAUAUUGAUGAGGUAGUUAAUGAUCGUGAUAAUAUGAGAGAUAUUGAAGAAUUUAUCAACAGCAUGUUGCAAGAAGAUGUUCAAGUUAAAGACAAUGGAAUAACGUCGAAUGGUAUAGCAAAGGAUGAUCAAGAGAAUAAUAUUAUCCAAUAUGUAGAGGGAGAUCAAGUUAGAGACCAUGUACUUGGUUUGUUGGAUUCCCCAGAGGAUAUUAAUAUGGAAUACCAAGUCAAAGACCAUCAACAUGCUACUUUGUGGACUUCCGCGGAUGAUGUCGAUCUGGAUACUAUCAAUUUCUAUUAG
This is a messenger RNA of Nicotiana attenuata, 825 nucleotides long. Its product is annotated as NAC domain-containing protein 43-like. The record is from RefSeq and is a predicted model, not a curated record. Gene Ontology annotation, biological process: regulation of DNA-templated transcription. Gene Ontology annotation, molecular function: DNA binding. NCBI's taxonomy places the organism in Eukaryota, Viridiplantae, Streptophyta, Magnoliopsida, Solanales, Solanaceae.